Messenger RNA from Aplysia californica (California sea hare), 8377 nucleotides. RefSeq names its product anaphase-promoting complex subunit 1. Gene Ontology annotation, cellular component: anaphase-promoting complex. Gene Ontology annotation, molecular function: molecular adaptor activity. Gene Ontology annotation, biological process: metaphase/anaphase transition of mitotic cell cycle; protein K11-linked ubiquitination; anaphase-promoting complex-dependent catabolic process. The record is from RefSeq and is a predicted model, not a curated record. Lineage: Eukaryota; Metazoa; Mollusca; Gastropoda; Aplysiida; Aplysiidae.
AAUGAGUUGAUUUGUGUGCUUCGAUAAGAGAAAGGCAAACCUGGAAGGAUUUGAAAAUUUCUUAAUUUUUCGAAAAAAAAAGUUUCUACUUCCUACUUCCUGUUCAAAACUUAAACUUCGAAAAUUUCAAUGAACGAGUAAAAUGGCGGACGUCUCUUGUUUAUGAAUUUACGGAGGAGCAGUCCAAAAGUUUUACUUUUUACAGUAUAAGGGCGAUACAACUCGUGGAUGGUCGUAAGCUGCUCAGUUUUGUUCCCUUGAGCGGUGGCCUUAGCCAGAGCCAACCUGGAGUCUGAGGAGAUGAUUACUUGCUGUGACACCCAGGACUUCAUUCCUUUCGGCCGAGAGUACUUGCGCCGACAUCCUGGGCAGUUUCAGGUCAAGAGAAAAUGCAACUCCCCAGUGAAUGAACAGGGACUACCUCUGAUCAAGUCUUUUAAAGAGAUCUCAUUAUUGGAGACGACCAAGAAGGAAGACUGGGUGUUCCGGCAGCGCAAAGGUGACAAUGUUUUCGACGAGGAGCUUUACGCUCGUGGCGCCACUGUCGUUUGGAGCAGAGGUGGCCAGGACAGUGUGCGAAAGGUGGUCAAGACUUUCACCAUGGACGGUCCUGUAUUACAGGCUUUAUGGGGCUCCUUUGUCCUGUCAUCGGAUGAGAACACGAUGGAUUCUAGGUCAACACUUGGGGCUUCCGGCAAAGAGCAGCAUGGCAUUUGUGUGGUGGAGUCAAGUACUCUGAGCUUUUUUGUGGAGGAAGGAGGAGACUAUGUCACCCCUCUACCCUUUCAGGUGUCAAGGACAUGGCAAAUCAAACAUGGCUUGUUAUUUGAGCGGACACUUACACAUGCCGAAAGGAAUACACCCAAAAGGAACUGUCCCAGCCAGACUGUAGUGUUCAGCAUGCUGCAUCCCUUGGACGAUGUGGCCCCGGUCAUCACGAGAGUCUCCACUGGUGGAGGUCCCCCCAAAGUGUCCUACUUGACAGACACCAACUUGACCUUGACCUUCACCUGCUCCGAUCCGUCCUUGGCUUUUACGUACGAUUCAGUGGCCGGCCUCCACUCUGUGUGGAGAAUUAGGAAGGUUUGGGGAGAGGAAAUUAACCAGCUGUCUGCAACAGCGGAGGGCAACAGUUUCCUACACAUGACUCCAUGCCUUGGGGCAAGUGCUUUGAACCUCUCCUCCAGCUUCUCCAAACAGCAUGCAAACCUCUCCGCCGGCGCAGCGGGGCUCAACAACUCAUCUAGCUUCUCCCCCCUGAGGAGUUUCAGCAGCAAGAUUAUGUCCCCUGGUGGAAUCUUGCGAGCGAGUCCAUCUGCUGGCAUAAUGUCUUCCAAACUUUUCUUUUCCUCGGGCAUCCGCAGACCUCAUUCGCCGGGCAUGUCGACGGCCAACACUUCGGCCCUGUAUCGCUUCCAGACCCCGCCCCAGCGCUCUCCCAACUCGCUGCUCCGGUCUCCGAGCUCGCUGCUCAACACGUCUCACGGAGGGAACGAAAGUUUCUACGGGAUGGCGGCGCCAGCCAUACAGCCCUGUGUGUGCCUGGAGUUGUUGUGGACCGAGGGGAUACAGCAAAUCAGAGAUGGCCAACUGGGCAAGGCGUCCAAAGCUUUCUUGACAGAGGACUUGUGUGGUCAGCGCUAUCUGUGUUACUUGGUACCCUACAAGCAGCAUCUCAGGUGCCUGAAAUUUGAGGAGAGCAAUGACGGAAGCCAGCUCAUCUUUGGCUCACUCUCACUGCUGCCUGCUAAAGAUGCCACUCCCAUUGAGAGUCAGAAUCUGCUGCUUGUGCUGGAGACAUCUGGAGCUCUCAUCUUGUACACGGGCACCACCCGCGUGAGUCAGGUGCACAUCCCUGUGCUGCCCCUGGGCUCCGGCUCCCUGUCUCUGCUGCGACCUAUGACCCCGAUGGGAAGCCCCACCCGUGGAGAGAUCCUCACCAGCAGUCGGCCGCCCUCCGCCUCCGCCAUGGACAUCAGGUUUGAAGAUGAGAUGAAGCACAUCUCCCCUGUGACAGCUCACCUCGAGGACUCAACAGGCGGGGCCUUUGACUCGUCUAUCAGUGGAAUCCUGCCCGUGGGCAACAGCUUCAUCCAGGGCUUGCGAGACAACAUGGGCAAAAAGUUCUCGGUGGAGCUGCUCAGCGGAGCCUUGUGUCGCACCGAGCUGCCCUCUAUGACCGACUCACCAGGCAUUUCUCUAUGCCUGCGAGCGUUGAAGCACCAACUGCCGAGCCAAGUUGCCUUACAAGUCCUGGCCCGCUGGUACACAGUUCGCAACGCUCCCGGUGGGAUCGGCAACGUUCCUGAGUGGGCCAUGUUCACCAAGUGCAUUCUGGGACUGAUGGGUUACGAUACGGGGAAGCUUUCUCUUACAAGCAAGGGCUGCACUGACGGCUCGUCCUCUCCUGUGUUGAAGUCCAAGAAAGCUAGACCUUCGGACCAGGGAGCAAACCAGGACUGGGAGAGCCUGCUGGAGAGUGACCACCACAGCUACUCGUAUCCAUGGCAACAGGCCCUGUCCCUCCCUCACCUGGAGCCUGCCACCAGCGGCUGGACCCCGUCCUGUCCGUGUGCCAUCAACAGCUCCGCCCUGCUCUACCCGUUCUGCCCGGCCGUGCUCAUGGCUCUGCACCUGGUCUACGAGGAGAUGAAGCUGAGUAUUUUGCUACAAGAAGAGUUGUCUGGAUUUGCUCCUCUUGUUCAUCAGAUUGCUUGUGAUCUGCGAUGUUGGACUUACACUGAUUACUACCGUCGAGAUUUUCCGGAACUCUUCGAGAAAGUGGAUGACAUUAGCCAAAUCACUGAUGCCGACCUGCAGAAGAUGCAGUACCCUCACCUGUACCCACAGCAAGUUCCGACAGUUCAGGGGUGGCUCACCGAGUCUCUGAAUCAGAGUCACAGUCAGCAAGGGCCAAUGAUUUACAUCCCUGGUGUCUGUGAGAGUGUUAGAAAAAUUAUUUCGGUGUACUCAAUACUGCUCAACCCAGAAAUGCCGGCAGAACUUUGUGUGGACAAAUGUCUGAAGAAGAUUGCCCCAGCUGGGCACCGGGCCCCCACAGCGGACACUUCGCUGUCAUACUCCAUGUCCAAGAGCCUGCGAAUGUCGCCGGGCUACUCCCAGGCAGAGCGACUUGUGCUGACCAUGACAGAGCUGGAUAUGACCCAAAGAGAUCUGGAUUGUGUGCCCAUCGGUGUCAGUUUGCCCCUGAGGGAGGCGUGUCUUUUGUGUCGGGCCAAUCCCCCGUCAGACUGGCCACAGAGUGCCUACGAUCUCAUAGGUCGGCAAGAUUUGUCCGAGUUAGCUGCUCUCGACGGGAAGGUCAAGAGUUUCCACCUGCCUGAGCCUGUGCCUGUGGAGCCGGAAGAGGAAGUGGAGAAAGAGGAGGAUGAUGGGAUGGACUGUCUGGAUGAAGAGGUCCUGAAACUGCGGUUCCCCAAAGAUCUUCGGUUGCAGGAGGUUCGUCGUCUGCUGCAGUCGGCUCGGCCAGUGGUCAUCUCGGUCAAGCAGCGGCCUGAGGUCAGCGACCACGACUUCAUCGAGGAGCCGGAGAGAGUGCUGCUCAACACUUGUGUGCGCACCAUGUCGCUGCCUGUGGGGAGGGGAAUGUUUACUCUCCACACAUGUCAACCUCUGCUGACUGAGACUCUGCCUAUUCCCAAGCUGUGCCUCACAGGAAGAGCUCCCCCCAGGAACACAACAGUAGACCUGACCCACAUAGAUGUGCCCGCUAACAUGUCUGUGUGGCCACAGUUUCACAACGGCGUUGCGGCCGGUCUACGCAUCGCUGACACCACUCAGGUGGACUCUGCCUGGAUCAUUUACAACAAGCCAAAGGAGCUGACCAAUGAGUUUGCGGGGUUCCUCAUGGCCCUGGGUUUGAACGGACACCUGCCCAAUCUGAGCACUUUCAACACCCACGAGUACAUUAGUGAGGGCAAUGAGCUUAUCACCAUCGCCAUCUUAUUGGGAAUGUCAGCUGCCAAACGUGGCAGUAUGGAUCUGACCGUGACAAAGGCCCUCAGCUGCCACGUGUCGGCUCUGCUGCCCCCCACCUCCACGGAGCUGAACAUCGCACACAACAUCCGCGUGGCUGCCAUCAUGGGCGUCGGCCUGCUCUAUCAGGGCACAGGGCACCUGCCCAUGGCCGAGGUCAUGCUGUCUGAGAUAGGUCGACCGCCGGGCCCAGAGAUGGAGAACUGCCAGGACCGUGACUCGUACGCUUUGUCUGCCGGCCUGGCCCUGGGGCUCAUUAUGUUUGGGAAAGGUAACCAGAUGACCGGUCUGUCUGACCUGAGCAUGGCUGACAUCUUGUACCACCUAAUGGUGGGCGGUCACACAAAACAAAUGCUUUGGCCCCUCCGUGAAAGAAUCUACAAAGCUCCCAGUUUUCUCAUCAAGGAAGGUGACAGUGUGAAUGUGGAUGUGACAUCACCGGGCGCUACGCUGGCCCUUGGCAUGAUCUUCUUUGACACAGAGAACAGCGCUGUGUCAGAGUGGCUCAAGGCACCGGACACUCAGUUCAUGCUGGACCAAGUGCGCCCUGACUUCCUGUGUCUGCGGACAAUAAGUUACGGCCUGGUCAACUGGAAGAGUGUGCUUCCUACUCCUGCCUGGGUAGACAGCAAUAUCCCUGAGAUUGUGAAGAAGUAUGCGUUUUACCGACCUCCGAGGGGAGAGGAAGGGGAACUUGACCCUUCCAUAGAUCUGCAGACAAUGAGCCAAGCCUUGUGCAGCAUUCAGGGAGGGGCGUGUCUCGUCAUGGCCCUCAAGUUUGCCGGGUCUGCCAACAGGAGCGCCUUCAAGACUUUGGUGAUGGCCGGCACGGGUGACCUUUUGACCCUGCGGCUGUGUCGAGCUCUCCGGCGGCGCGUGGGUCCCCAGCACCACCAGCUGGCCUACGGCAAUCACAUGUGUCAUGCCAUGGCAACGGGCCUGCUCUUCCUGGGCGGAGGGAAGUACAGUUUGAAGACCACUCCUGAUGCCAUCGGCGCAUUGCUGUGUGCUCUCUACCCACACUUCCCUCUCACUAGUACAGACAACAGAUAUCACCUACAAGCCUUCCGUCACUUCUAUGUCAUGGCCUGUGAGCCGCGGCUGGUCAUACCUCGAGACGUGGACACACACAAGUUUUGUUACGUGCCACUGCGCAUCAAGUUCAAGGGUUGUGAUGCGUACAAGUCUGUGAGCUUUGACACGGGCUCUCCCUACGUCAUCCCUGAGCUGAGCAAGCUGGAGGAGGUUCAAGUUCUGGGCAACCGCUACUGGCCCAUUACAUUCAGAGAGGACAAGAACUGGGAGACACUCAGACUUGUGCUACAGAAGGGAGGAGUUCUGGACGUGAAGCAAAGAGCUGGACACUUGCCGUACAUGCAGGAUCCUAAGGGUUAUCGAGGACUUCUGGCCAAGUCUCUGAUGGCUGACCACUCGUGUCAUUUCUCUUUCAAGCCGGAGGUGAUCAAGUCGUUCACGUCAGACGCGAAAGUGACAGCUCUGGCAGAGUUCUUCAUCAACUCCCAUUCUAUUGAAAACAGCAGCCUCCAGGAGCUGUCUGCAGCCAUCUACCAGUGCGUCACCCAAGAGGCAGCAGAGGCAAUUUGCCCACACUUCAUCCUCAAACAGCUGAGCCACCAGUGCGGUGACCGGUCUCUCAACACUCUCGGCCUGGCACAGCUCAAGCUUGUCCUCACCUACUGCUCCUCUCAGCACCGCCUGGUCGCCCCGGCCAACACACAGAACAGCCUGCUGCGACAAGAGUUUCUGCUGGCUCUGCGCUGCCGUGUGGAGGCUGCUCUCGAUCGAUGGGCUAAUGACAAGCCCGACGUUGUGGCCCAGUACCUGCAGGCGGACGAGCAGACGCAACUCCACGAGACGGGCAGCCUGGCACACUACCUGGUCUGGUUCUCCGUGCCCAGCCGCGCCGAGCUGAUGGCCCCCGGACUUUCUGCGUGCCCACCUCUCCCAGUCCUGGCGACCAUGUUUCCUCGGCUCAACAUUGCCGGCGUCAUGCGACUUCACUCCAUCCUGAUGGCUGCUAGAUGACCGACUGGUGUGCAAGUAGCUUUAACGGCGCUCAACUGACUCCUUCGAGUUGUUCAAAAUCUCUUCGUGUAUAGACGGUUCAGAUGUAAACCCAGCAUGAUAACUCAAAAACAAACUUAGCAUCUCUGGGCUGUGACCGCUGUGGUGCAACAAUUGUUUUGAUUGCCACAGCGCUGACAGCUGCGCCACCGACAACAGCAUCAUCAGCAUCUACAACAACCUCUCCAUCAUCAUCAACAACAACAUCUUCAGUAUCAUCACCUUCCCGCCAUCAGCUUCUACAACAACCUCCUCACCAUUAUCAUCAGCAUCUAUAACAUCUUCACCAUCGCCAGCAUCAACACCAUCUUCAUCAUCAUCACCACCCCACUAUCAUCAUCAUCAUCAUCAUCAUCUACAACCACCUCUCCAUCAGCAUCAACAACAACCAACAAUAACUUCGUCACCAUGAGCAGCAGUUUUACGUUGUUUGAUGAAGACAAUACUUUUAGAUCUCUUUUGUUGAUGUUUACCUCUUUUGGUUCUUUGUCAGUUCAUGUAUGUGCAGUGCUAAAUUUUGCCAUUGUCUUUAGCACUUUUCUGUUUUUUUCCCCCAGCUUUUUGUGACGGACCAUCACAAAUCUUGUGAGGCUUUAUUGAGAAUUUCUACUUCUUUGCCUAACAUAUUUUCUUUUCCUUUAUGUAUUUUGUUUUUGUUUUCAUGUUUUGCAUUGUGUAGCCCCAACAGAUCUAUAAAACUAAAACAGGAAUUCCCUCUGCUUUUUCUGGUCCUCUUAAGUUUUGGGUUUGUCUCUUAGUCUAUUUUGCAGCUGUGUGUGAUAAAACCACAACAAAUUAUUGGGAGUGUAACUGGGAUAUUCCACUCUGCUUUCAUGUCAUUCCCCCUUUCUGGUUUUUGUCUUUCCUUUGUUUUGAAGCAUCAUUUUUGUUUUCAUAACAAAAAAAAAACCCCAAUCCAAAAUUGUCGGUAAGAAUGUAAAACUUGAAUUUCCAUAAGCAUUUUUGCUGUGUCAUUAUUUCUAGUUUACUACCAGUGUUACUGAUCUUUGCUAGCUUGGGUCGUUCACUCGUGCAUAAUCUUCCACAAACUCAAUCACCAGGGGCGCUCUGUUGGUUCAGUUGGUGUCAUGCUGGACUUUGGAGCGGAGGGCCCUGGUUUGAAUCCUUGACCAGGUGUUCUUGAACUUGGGUUGUUUUGUGGAGGUUUUGAGACUCUCAACCCAUUAGGUUUGAUCCUACCGGAGACGGAUGUUAAAUUCAGAGGUCCUACCUCUUGAAUAAUGUAAUGGUCUUGAUAAGAGCGUUAACUCUUUAUCUCCAGCAAGCCGCUCCCAGUGGCUCGCGGUCGGAACCCCUGUGACGGUGAGCUGCUGACAGCAGCUCGGGCACAUUCCUUUAUGACGACUUCAACAUCAAAUUACUUUUUGGCAAUUUUUGAAAACAUGUCUCUUUUAUUGGGAUUUUAAUCAUUAGCUGACUAACUUUCAAAGUAGGUUCACUUGUUUUGAUUUAAAAUUUAAUGCCCUUUUAGUGGCGUUUCUUUGGGUCAUUUUUAGACUUACUACCAAAGAAGGGGCCCGGCAUAGUGGGUGAGAUAAAGAGUGAAACCAAUAUACUUAAUUUUUUUUGUCUAUGAUCAGUGGACCACCUCUUCCUUACUGAGGACUUGAAUGUCUGUCUGUUGAGAGUUUUGUUUUUAUCAGCAGACUUGUUUUAUUCUGUUUCUUUCGAGGCUCAAUUCUUUAUGUCUUUGGUAGGCUACUUACUGUUGAGGGUAUGCGAUGUGAUGGACAUUUUUGGAUAUACAGUGGAGUCCUCUUAACGGAAACGUGAUUAAUCUGAAAGCAGCAGUAAACCAACAGACGACAGAAGUAGAAUCCCAGAUUUUUUGUCUUUGCUGUUUGAGCAAUCUCUCUGAAAUGUAAACUCGGCUAAAAUGAAGAAAAUCUGGCAACCUUUCAGAUUUCGGUUUAAAUGGACUACACUGUAGAAGUAUUGGCAUUUUGUGUCUUUUUGUGUGUGUGUAUGUAUGUGUGUAUAUAUGUAAUGUGUGUGUGUGUGUAUGUGUAUAUAUGUGUGUGUGUGUGUGUGUGUGUAUGUAUAUGUAAUAUGUGUGUGUAUGUGUAUAUAUGUGUGCGUGCGCGCGCGCACGCGUGUGUGUGCAUGCGCGUGUGAUGCUGAUUUAUACGGUGAUUUAUGAUAAUGUAUAAGUCUCGAGUGCUGUGAGAGUGUAGAUGUAAUGGUGGGUGCCUGUGGUGAUAUUGGCUCUACUGUGUUCCUCCAACUGUUCCAGCAAGUUUUGUAGUAUUCUGAUAAUAAAUGAUUCUUAAGUCUG